Messenger RNA from Didymodactylos carnosus, 759 nucleotides. The record is from the annotation of a GenBank genome assembly. NCBI's taxonomy places the organism in Eukaryota, Metazoa, Rotifera, Eurotatoria, Philodinida, Philodinidae.
AUGAUAAUCACCUUUGUGCAGCAGAAACACCUUAGUCAGUAUGUGACCGAGGACGUUGAUUCCGAAAGUGAGAUCGGUGUCCUCGGUUUGACAUUCUCUGGUUUGGGUGUUUCUGUUAUUAUCAGGGGCGUCUAUCCCACCUGCAUAUUUGAGGCAUUUUGUACCACCUCGAAGGUUCAAUCACUCAGUGUACCACCUGAAAGAUUAAUUUCUACAGCAAAAAAGCGUACCACAUUACGUUUAUUUGAGGCAUUGCGCCUCAACCGUCCCACAGGAGAAAGUACAUUAAUCCCGUUUUGUAUGAGAUUAAUUGAACCAGACAAGGAUGAUGAUAAUAAUAGGACGAUUGAUAGUGGUACACCAUUCACAUUCGAACGAUUAAAACAACUCAAUGUAACAAGUAAGGAUUUAUUACAAUGGUCAGCUUCCUUAGAUAUUAUAGAAAAGUAUCAGAUUUAUCUUGUUGAAUCAUCAUCGUCAUCGAAUCCAACAAGUCUUCAAAUAUAUCGUAAUUGUACACAACCGUGGUUCGGCAAAUUGUGUGAAUACAUAUUUGAUUCACGAUUUAAGUCAUUUUCGUCAUUCAAUGAUAUAGUUGAUUUGAUUUAUCGAAUGAAAUUAUCUCCAGAACUGGGCCCACAGCGUGUUUUAGAAAUUCUUCAGGUAACCAAUGGAACUUCCUAUACAGGUUUACAAUGUGAUCGUACAAUUCAGUCAUCAUUAGGCCUUGAGUGGAGAGACAUAUGUGAUGGCAAGUGA